UUCUCCCCAGUGGUGGCUGACUCGCAGCCCCGUAAACUAGUGGCGGUCUGCGCCCGGCGGCUCCGUCCAGGUUCUGGCUGCGAAGUCCAUGUGCCCGGGGCUGCCAGGAAGCAGACGCUUUCCUGAGUCUUGGAUCUUUCUUCCUUCUGGAAAUAUUCUACUGCGGGUAUUUAUUUAUUUUGAAAUAAAAGCAACCACACAUCAUGGACCUCGUUGGACUGCUGAAGUCUCACUUCCUGUGCCACCUGGUCUUCUGCUACGUGUUUAUCGCCUCAGGGCUAAUUAUCAACACCAUCCAGCUCUUCACGCUCGUGCUCUGGCCGAUCAACAAGCAGCUCUUCAGGAAGAUCAACUGCAGACUGUCCUAUUGCAUCUCAAGCCAGCUGGUGAUGCUGCUGGAGUGGUGGUCGGGCACGGAGUGCACGCUCUACACUGACCCGCGGGCCUACGCCAAGUACGGGAAGGAGAACGCCAUCGUGGUUCUGAACCACAAGUUCGAGAUUGACUUCCUCUGUGGCUGGAGCCUGGCCGAACGCUUCGGGGUCUUAGGGAGCUCCAAAGUCCUGGCCAAGAAAGAGCUGGCGUACGUCCCGAUCAUCGGCUGGAUGUGGUACUUCACAGAAAUGGUCUUCUGCUGUCGAAAGUGGGAGCAGGAUCGCAAGACAGUCGCCACGAGCCUGAUGCACCUCCGGGAUUACCCUGAGAAGUAUUUUUUCCUGAUUCACUGCGAGGGCACGCGGUUCACGGAGAAGAAGCACCGGAUCGGCAUGCAGGUGGCCCAGGCCAAGGGGCUGCCCAGCCUCAAGCACCACCUGCUGCCGCGCACCAAGGGCUUCGUCGUCACCGUGAGGAGUUUGAGAAAUGUAGUUUCAGCUGUAUAUGACUGUACACUCAAUUUCAGAAAUAAUGAAAAUCCAACACUGCUGGGAGUCCUAAAUGGAAAGAAAUACCAUGCAGAUAUGUAUGUUAGGCGCAUCCCGUUGGAAGACAUCCCAGAGGACGAGGACAAGUGUUCAGCCUGGCUCCACAAGCUCUACCAGGAGAAGGACGCCUUUCAGGAGGAGUACUACAGGACAGGCACCUUCCCUGAGAGCCCGCUGGUGCCGCCGUGGCGGCCCUGGACCCUCGUGAACUGGCUGUUCUGGGCCUCGCUGCUGCUCUACCCUUUCUUCCAGUUCCUGGUCAGCAUGGUCUGCAGCGGGUCGUCCCUGACGCUAGCCAGCUUUGUCCUCGUCUUCUUUGUGGCUUCUAUGGGAGUUCGGUGGAUGAUCGGUGUGACAGAAAUCGACAAGGGCUCCGCCUACGGCAACUUCGACAGCAAGCAGAAACAGAAUGACUGACUCAGGGACAUGUCACCAUCCACUGGGAACUGGUGGCCUCUGCAUAUCCUCCUUCCUGGGACAGUGACGAAGGCUGGGGGACCCCCUGCUGGGAAGAGCAGAGUCUCGGCCUCUCCAGCCUCAGAGUUUGGUCUCAAAGCCAGAUGGGAAGGAAGAUGCUCUUCAAUCUUUUUUCCCCCCCACGUGCUUUAGUGGGCUUCAGUUUUCUUUCUUUUUGUGUGUGAGAGAAUGGGUGUGCGGUCGAGUGAGCCUCCUUCUGUGAUCAUUCCAAGGGUGUUUCAGGCUGCAGCGGAGGCAGGGCUGGGGACCGAAAGGGGCAAGUGUUCCCUUUCAUCCUUUGGUGCUGAGUUUCUGUAACCCUCGAUUGCCAGAGCUAGAGUGAAAAGCGCUUUAGGUAACAUGACUAAAUUAAGCCUCCAAAAAAAAAAAAUUAAAGUGCUUGUCUGGGUCA
This is a messenger RNA of Propithecus coquereli (Coquerel's sifaka), 1791 nucleotides long. RefSeq names its product 1-acylglycerol-3-phosphate O-acyltransferase 4 (gene AGPAT4). Gene Ontology annotation, molecular function: 1-acylglycerol-3-phosphate O-acyltransferase activity. The coding region runs from base 204 to 1340 and encodes 378 amino acids. The transcript has 9 exons. Lineage: Eukaryota; Metazoa; Chordata; Mammalia; Primates; Indriidae. The record is from RefSeq and is a predicted model, not a curated record. Gene Ontology annotation, cellular component: endomembrane system; mitochondrial outer membrane.